Molecule: messenger RNA, 2479 nt
Organism: Neopsephotus bourkii (Bourke's parrot)
Lineage: Eukaryota; Metazoa; Chordata; Aves; Psittaciformes; Psittacidae
Gene: RBBP4
Product: RB binding protein 4, chromatin remodeling factor
Exons: 11
Coding region: 86-1282 (398 amino acids)
Biological process (GO): regulation of gene expression
Cellular component (GO): ESC/E(Z) complex; nucleus; NuRD complex
Molecular function (GO): histone binding
Source: RefSeq, a predicted model, not a curated record
CGUCGCCGCCCGCUGAGCCCAGCGCAGCCCAGCCCGGCACCGUCUGCCCCGUGCCCCGCCGCCUCCCCGCUGCCCCCGCCCCGCCAUGGCGGACAAGGAAGCAGCCUUUGAUGAUGCGGUGGAAGAACGUGUGAUCAAUGAGGAGUAUAAAAUAUGGAAAAAGAAUACCCCUUUCUUGUAUGAUUUGGUAAUGACCCAUGCUCUGGAGUGGCCCAGCUUGACUGCGCAGUGGCUGCCUGAUGUAACCAGACCUGAAGGCAAAGAUUUCAGCAUUCACCGACUGGUCCUUGGGACCCACACUUCAGAUGAGCAAAAUCACCUGGUGAUAGCCAGUGUGCAGCUGCCUAACGAUGAUGCACAGUUUGAUGCUUCACACUAUGAUAGUGAGAAAGGAGAGUUUGGGGGCUUUGGCUCAGUCAGUGGGAAGAUCGAAAUUGAAAUCAAGAUAAAUCACGAGGGAGAAGUGAACAGAGCACGUUACAUGCCACAGAACCCAUGCAUCAUCGCCACGAAGACUCCAUCCAGUGAUGUCCUUGUCUUUGAUUACACCAAGCACCCUUCUAAACCAGACCCUUCUGGAGAGUGUAACCCUGAUCUGCGUCUUCGUGGACACCAGAAGGAAGGUUAUGGGCUGUCAUGGAACCCAAACCUGAGCGGGCAUUUGCUUAGUGCUUCUGAUGAUCAUACCAUUUGCUUGUGGGAUAUUAGUGCUGUUCCAAAGGAAGGCAAAGUGGUGGAUGCAAAGACCAUCUUCACAGGGCAUACAGCAGUAGUGGAAGAUGUAUCUUGGCAUCUGCUCCAUGAAUCUCUUUUUGGAUCUGUUGCUGAUGAUCAGAAGCUCAUGAUUUGGGAUACUCGGUCAAACAACACUUCCAAACCUAGUCAUUCAGUGGAUGCUCACACAGCUGAAGUCAACUGCCUCUCUUUCAAUCCCUACAGUGAGUUUAUCCUGGCCACAGGAUCAGCUGAUAAGACUGUUGCCUUAUGGGACUUGAGGAACUUGAAACUGAAACUGCACUCCUUUGAAUCACACAAAGAUGAAAUAUUUCAGGUUCAGUGGUCUCCCCAUAAUGAAACUAUUCUGGCCUCCAGUGGCACUGACCGCAGGCUAAACGUCUGGGACUUGAGUAAAAUUGGAGAAGAGCAAUCCCCUGAAGAUGCUGAGGAUGGUCCCCCAGAGCUGUUGGCAAGUCUUUUGAAUCUCACUAUCUUGAUCUGUUACUCACCUUUGCAAUGGAGAUUUGAAAACAUUCCCUAUUUUUUUUUCUAUCCCCAAUGCUAGUUUAUCCAUGGUGGUCACACUGCAAAGAUCUCGGACUUCUCCUGGAAUCCCAAUGAGCCCUGGGUAAUUUGUUCUGUAUCAGAAGAUAAUAUCAUGCAAGUCUGGCAGAUGGCAGAGAACAUCUAUAAUGAUGAAGACCCUGAAGGAAGCGUGGAUCCAGAAGGUCAAGGAUCCUAGAUGACAACCUUUUUCCUCUUUCUAGUCUUCUUCUUUCUCUUCCCUCUCAACCCUGAUAUUGACUUAACACUGGUUUUGAGACACACGUAGACUUUGUGUUCAGCCAUCCUUCUGUAGAUACCAUCAGCAGGCUUUUUAACCCAGACAGUGAGUACCCCAUGAGGGCUUAGCCCAGUGCAGCAGCCACCAUGCUGCAGCUCCUCAGCCAGAUUCCUCUUGCACAUAGGGCUGGCUGUCCCAUUUUCACUGCCUUCAUCACACAGAGCAGAGUUGGUUUUUGUUGGUUUUUCUUCUGUCUUUAGCUUGCUAUAGCUGCAGACUUUUGUCUCAUUUGAAAGGUUAAUUCAGUAGAGCUACCAGAGUGUGCUUGAGCCAAUGGAGAUGAUACAAGAGUUAAUCCACUGGCAGGUCAGAGUGUGGAAGGUGUCAUCCUCUUCAGUACAACUCUGAAGACUUGCAGUUCCUUUAAUCUGUACCUUGUGGAUUUUUCUGCCUCUGCAGAUACAGGCUUGCAGAUUCUGACUUGAACUGAAGUUAAAUUUCUUCCUACUGGUCUCUACUGAUAAUUCUGGGUUUUUCAUUCCUUCCUUCCUUUCCCUUUUCUCCCAUCUGCUGGGUGACAGCGGUUUGCAUUCCUUAGCUAUUCCUGCAGAGCAUCAUUCACCUUCCAUGUAUUUUGCUCUAUUGUGUGUUUCUUGAGCUGUGUUUUCACGUAUAUUUCUUUCCUUUCUGUGAAAUGGUUUUUUAAACUUGGGGCCCCCAGGUUGUAAAGGUGUCUGUUUUUACCAGCUGAUGUACCACAGAUGGCAUGCCCGGUAACCUCCAACACCAUUGGUAGCUGGUAUGUGUAAAGCACAUCAAACAUGGAUGAGCUACUUGUUUUAGGAGUUAGUCCUUGACCACUAGUUUCUGCACAUCUUCACUAGGGUGUCCUGUUCCACCAGCAGCCUGUUACUCUCCAUGCUCCUCAUGACUAACUGCGUGUAAGUGCUUCAGAUGGAAUAAAUUUUUUCUACGUAA